Molecule: messenger RNA, 948 nt
Organism: Fulvia fulva
Lineage: Eukaryota; Fungi; Ascomycota; Dothideomycetes; Mycosphaerellales; Mycosphaerellaceae
Product: Methylenetetrahydrofolate dehydrogenase [NAD(+)]
Exons: 3
Coding region: 1-948 (315 amino acids)
Biological process (GO): purine nucleobase biosynthetic process
Cellular component (GO): cytosol
Molecular function (GO): methylenetetrahydrofolate dehydrogenase (NAD+) activity; methylenetetrahydrofolate dehydrogenase (NADP+) activity
Source: RefSeq, a predicted model, not a curated record
AUGGCCUCUUCCAGCUCAUGCAAAGUCGUGCUCGCCAACUCCAUCGCAAAGAGCCUCCUAUCAGAAGUCACAGCCGGCAUCCAAAAACUAGACCGAGCACCUCGUCUCCAUGGCUUCCUCGCCAACCAAGAUCCCGCCGCUCGCAUGUACGCAGACUGGUCCGCCAAGACCUGCACAGAGAAUGGUGUCGACUUCACACUCCGCGAGGUAGACGCCGAAGAUCUCGAGGACCACCUUCGUGAAGCCAACACCAACGACGAGAUCGAUGGAGUGAUCGUUUACUACCCCGUCUUCAACCCUCCGCGAGACAGAACUCUGCAGUGGACUGUCAGCCUCUUCAAGGAUGUCGAGGGGCUCUCGCCACAGCUCAUUAGCAACAUGUAUCAGAAUAUCCGAUACCUGGACCCUCCGACGAACUCUAUGAAGUCGAUCUUGCCCUGUACUGCUCUGGCCAUAAUCAAGAUCCUGGAGCAUUUGCAGAUUUACAACACGUUCCUGGACUACAGCAAGCGACUUUUCGGGCGCAGGAUUACGGUAAUCAAUCGCAGUGAGGUAGUCGGACGGCCUUUGGCGGCACUACUGGCGAAUGAUGGCGCGGACGUCUACAGUGUGGAUGUCACUGGCGUGCAGCAGUUUAGCAGAGGGUCUGGGCUGAAGAAGCAGAAGCAUGAAGUCACUGAUAAGGAGGGCUGGACUUUGAAGGAUUGUCUGGCGAUUAGUGAGGUGGUGAUUAGUGGUGUGCCAGGUGACAAGUUCAAGGUACCCACUGAGGUUGUGAGGGAGGGUGCUGUGUGCAUCAACUUCUCGAGUGAGAAGAACUUCACUCCCGACAUCAAGGAGAAGGCUUCCAUCUACGUGCCAGCCAUUGGCAAGGUCACCAUCGUCGUGCUCAUGCGAAAUUUGCUUCGCCUUACGCAGAACAGAACACAACAGAACGGCACUCACUAA